AUGUCGUCCUCUUCGAGUUCUUCCGACUCGUCCAACUCGUCCUCGAGCACCGAUACCAGUUCCUCAGACAGCAGUGAUAGUGAAGCAGGUACGGGAUCUAGUAGGACGCCCAAGAAGAAACCGAAGAAACAGCAUCAGCAUCCACCACAAGCUCACAAACCGGUGGCACCUGUGACGGUUGCGACUACCGUGCCCGCGCCAGUGUCCGUGCCGACUACGGUGGAGAUGAUGGCCCCAGCGCCGCCAGUGGACGUGAAGCCCGUCAUUGUGCCGCAGGAAGUGGUCCAACCGCAGCCACUGGAGCUUAAGGAGCCUGUACCCAUUCCGACGCCCGUGCUCUCUGUACCCACCUCAGUGCCCCAGCAACCUGCUAACAUUAUUCCCGAUUCUUCCAUCGCCCCGGUGGUGCGGGAUAUGGAGGACCAAAAACCUAUUCCUAAAAUUGAACCAAGAAAUGGCUUAGAUAAGAUGGAUGGGUCGCAAUACAUUGAUCCCAUUGAGAGGUCACUGGCAAGUCUAGAGCGAAGUCUUAAGGCUGACGUACCUAUGGAUGUAAACGUGGGAGUAUCAGAGACCUCAAUGCGACUAGAGGAGGAGUUUUCUCUACCGAAACCUCAGAUCAUGCCAGAUGCUGCCCAUCAAAACUUGAUGGCACAACUGGGUGGUUUAGCAGAGGUUGCUCGAGUACCAGAACAGAUUAAAUCUGAAAUGUUUAUGCCACCGCACAAUGGGUUUGUGGACAAGAUGCAACAUGAACGUGAGAUGUUGCGACCUGACAUGAAUCCUAUAAUUCCUGGUAUGACAGGGGUGCCUCAGGUGACAUCCAUAUUUGACCCAAUACCCACAGCACAACAUAGUGUAAUCUCACAAUCCCAUCUUACUAUGCCCAAUGCGCCGUGUCUUAUUACACCUGCAGCGAAAAAAGAAGAUGUGAAGCCUUUACUCACACCGAAACCAAUCGAAGACCUAAUGGGAAUUCCGAAUAUGGUUUCUAAUAAUAUGUCUGACCGCGUCAAGUACGAAAUGGAGAAGAAAAUUGAGGAUUCCAAAAAUACUAACUUUGCACAAGCUUUCAAGCUCAAACAGGAACAAAAUUUAAAAAAUGCAAGCUCUUGGUCUUCUCUUGCACAGGCUGGCAGUCCACAGAGUAUACCAAAUAUGGGACCUAAUCAUCAAAUUAAACAGAAGCCUGUUAUGGAUAGUUUUCAGGCAUUCAAGAAACAAGCUAAAGAGAAAAUUGAUCGCCAAAGAGCUCUUAUUGAACAGCAAGAGUUGAGGAAAAAGGAACAAGCAGAGAGAGAAAGACAGCGCCAAGAGACUGAAAGGCGACAACCAGAUGAAGAAAAAAUGAGGGUGGCUCAAGGUGUGCGCAAAGUGGAAAGUGCAGAGGUGGCUUCCCCGCGCGUGUCCCCAGUGGCGCGCGCCUCCCGCCCGCCGCGGCCGCUGCUGCCGCCGCCGCCGCGCCCGACAAGCCGGCCGCCUCCGAGCGCGAGCGGCUGCGUCAGCGGGAACAGGAGCGCCGCAGACGAGAGGCUAUGGCGGGUCAAAUAG
Messenger RNA from Spodoptera littoralis (African cotton leafworm), 1551 nucleotides. NCBI's taxonomy places the organism in Eukaryota, Metazoa, Arthropoda, Insecta, Lepidoptera, Noctuidae. The record is from the annotation of a GenBank genome assembly.